AUGGAGGAGGAGGCUGACGACGAUUUCGACGCCGACGCGCGGAUGGAAGUCUCCGCCGCCGCGGCGUCGUUGCUCAAGUCCCCGACGCGCCCUUCGCUGAAAGCCCCUGAGGUUCGCAUCGGCGCGCCGCCGAGCGCGCAGAAGGCGUCCGCGGCGGCGAGGCGCAAGUCCCUGCGCUUCGUCUCCGACGACGACAUGGAACAAGUGCGCUUCAUUCCCGCGCACAACGGCGAACCCGAGCUCUGCGGGCGGAUCGCGCCGAACGACCACGCGAUCAUGUCCGGCUCGCGCAAGCGCGCGCCGUCGGUCAAGUUCGCGGACGCGUCGCCGUCGCCGAAAUCCGCCGCGGACGACGAGGAGACGCUGCGGGACGUCGUGAACAAGAUUGGCGACGUCGGCCACACAGGACCGAUUCCAAAGUUAUUUUUCGCAACCGCCGCGACUACCGAAGCCGCGACUACCGAAGCGUCGCCGAACGCGAAAAGUUCGAACGCGAGCAAGAAGCGCCGAUCGGUGUCCUCGCCGGUCACGAGCGGCAAGCGAAGGAGCGCGGUGUCGUUCGCCAUCGGCCAGGCUGAGCUCGUCGGAACGCCCGUCGCCGGGGACGCGGGUUCACGAAGCAGCGGGUUCACGAAGAGGAAAGGGACCCCCGCGCCGCCGUCGAUGGCGGACGACAACGAGGGGGACGACGACGAGGAGGAGAACGAUGAGAACGAUGAGAACAUGGAGGACGAGGUCGACUACGAGGUUGAUGAAACUGAAAACGCCAAACCGACGAACGUUACGAUUGUCGAGGAGGAGGGCGUCAUCGACGACGAGGAGGAACGCGGCGACGCGACGAUGGACGACACCGGGGAGCUGAACGACAUCACCGCCGGCAGCGACGGCAGCGGCGCCAUCCCGGUGUUUCGCUUGGGCGACGUCGGCAACACCGGCCCGAUCCCGCACUACUCCCCCGCGUGCAAGGCGUCGCCGUCCGCGGUCGCCGUCGGUCGCGGCGGGAAGAAGCCCCCCCUCAGCGCGAUCAAAUCCGCGGCCAAGUCAAAGUCGCCCGCGUCGUCCGCGGCGAAAUCGGCGCGGUCGCGGCGGUCGUCUCGCGGCACCACCCCGGACGCGGACGCCGCCACCCCGGCGUCGCGCGCGUCGUCCCUCGCGGCGCCGGCGAACACCCCGGCGACGUGCGCGGGCGCGAGCGCGAAGAAGAAGGCUGCGAUUUCGGCGUCGCUCGACGGGAUAUCCGCUGCUUUCGCCAACAUCGCGCAAACCCCGGGCGGGCACGCGCUUCGGCGAAGCGUCAGCGCCGUCGCGCGCCUUCUCGCGGACGCGACGACAACGCCCGGGGCCGGGACCAAGAGCGCGUUAACAUCGCCCGCGGCGUCCAUCGCGCGCACGAUCGAGGAGGACAUCACCGGCGCGGUGCACUUUGUUCGCGUCGCGGAGGAACGCGCGCACCAAGAGGCUGCGGAGGACGCCGCCGCCGCGCUCGCCGCGCGAUGCCUCAACGACGACACCAUGGAGGAGGAGGAGGACGCGGAGGAUUUCGAUUUCGACGAGGCGUUCGCCAUGGACGCCGCGCUCGCGGCGGAGGGCGUGAAGGAUGUCGAAGUCGUCGUCGACAUUGAAAAAGCGCUCGCCGCCGCCGGCGCGGCGACGCCGGAGAAGGUGCAGCAAUGGCUCGAGGACAACCUCGCGGAGGCGAACGUCGCGGACGCGAUGGAGGACGAGGAAGACGUCGAAGUCGUCGCCGUCGCGGCGCACGACACGACCGCGAGCACGCCAAAGUCCGAAGCGGCCGAAGCGGCGGGCGGCGCGAGCGCGAGGUCCAAGUCGUCUGUCGGCGCGAAGUCGUCCAAAUCGUCGCGUUCGCGCCGGUCCUCCGUCGACGCCGCCGUCGUCGCCGCCGUCGCCGACUCGGCGAAGAAGAAGGCGGCGUCCACGCCCGGUCUCGGCGUCGCGACGACGCCCACGUCGGCGGAGAUGAACGCGGCGGAACGAUCGUCGUCCCCCGCGACGCAAAUCUUCAAGCACAAGGGCGCGAGCGCGGGCGGUAGGCUCUACGUCGGCGGGCUCUCGGCUCGCGUGGCGACGUUGCACAAGGCUUUGCGCGCGACGCGCGCCGCGCUCGUCAAGGAGCGCGCGCGCGCCAAAUCGAUGGAGGCGACGCACGCGCGCGCCGUCGAGGAGUGGACGCGCUCGACGCGCGCCGCGGCGGAGACGGCGAGCGCGGAGACGGCGGCGGCGGUGGCCGCCGCGAAGGCGGCGACGGACCGCGCGGAGGCGGCGGAGGCGGCGCUCGCGGCGGCGGAGGCGGCGCUCGCGAAGCCGCGGACGCCGCUCAAGGCGUCCACGCCGGUGAAGCUCACGAUCAACGUCAAGGCGAAGACGCCGGUGAAGACGCCGGUGAAGGCGAAGACGCCGGUGAAGGCGAAGACGCCGAUGAAGGCGAAGACGCCUACCCCGGCGAAGUCCCCGGAGGACGUCUGCGCGCCGUGCGAAGAAGAGGAGGAGGAGGAGGACGCGCCGUGCAAGGCGUGCGGCGUCGCGGACGACGCGGACGCGCUCCUGUGCGACGGCUGCGACGCGGCGUAUCACAUGGCGUGCCUGAAACCCAAGCUCAAGCGCGUGCCGAAGGGGGAUUGGUUUUGCAAGGCUUGCAAGGAUGCCAAGGCGGCGGCCAAGGCGGCGGCGGCGCCGCCGAAGCGCGGUCGCGCGGCUGCGGCGAAACCGGCCGCGGAAGCGCCCGAGCCGAAGCGUCGGUCGACGCGGGCGCGGUGA
Molecule: messenger RNA, 2775 nt
Organism: Micromonas pusilla CCMP1545
Lineage: Eukaryota; Viridiplantae; Chlorophyta; Mamiellophyceae; Mamiellales; Mamiellaceae
Exons: 1
Coding region: 1-2775 (924 amino acids)
Source: RefSeq, a predicted model, not a curated record